CAGGGAACCAUGCGAAUGGUCGUUUUGAUUGGUUAUUAGACGUACGAGCGAAAAUUUGAAGGGACACUAAAAAAGAAAACUUCAAAAUAAUCAAUACAGAAUUAAGUGACAUUCAUUUAUGUCAGCAAUGAAACCACAACGUGGAAAGACUCCAAAAAAGAGGGGGAAGUCCCCAGGAAGCCCAGAUCUCAUAGAGCCAGUAGAGGUGUAUUGUCGUGUGCGUCCGCUAGACAAUCCUGGUGACCCGGUGUGUCUGAAGGUUGCAAGCAAUGACACUGUCAACCUCCUCUCCACAGAAAGCUCACUGGCCUUUGCUCGUACAGGCCAACUGAAGGAGGUCCAGUACAAGUUCCAACACGUAUUUGACGAGUUCACAUCACAGAAGAACGUGUUUGAUCAUGUUUCACUGCCACUUGUUGAGGAUUUAGUUCGGGGAAGAAAUGGUCUUCUGUUCACAUAUGGGAUCACCUCCUCUGGCAAGACCUACACAAUGACUGGAACCCCUCAAGACCAGGGUAUACUACCCAGGUGUCUAGAUGUGCUCUUCAACAGUAUUGGAGAGUACCAGAGCAAGAAAUAUGUGUUCAGGCCGGACAAGCUGAACGGUUUCGAGGUGCAGAGCGAGGCCGAUGCCAUGGUUGAGCGACAAAAGAAGGACAUACUGCCGGGGCUGGCCCCUAAGACUCCUGGCACCACCAGAAAGGACAAGAGCGAUUUUGUUCGAGACACAGGCAGAAUGGCAGACCCAACAAAAGUAGCUGACGUAGAUGAAGACAACACCUAUGCUGUCUUUGUGUCUUAUAUAGAGAUCUACAACAACUAUGUGUAUGAUCUACUGGAGGAGCUUCCUUAUGAUAACAUCACAGGUUACAAGCCACCCCAGUCGAAGAUGCUGCGUAACGACGCCAGCGAAAACAUGUACGUGAAUAAUUGUACAGAGGUGGAGGUGAAAAGUCCAGAGGAGGCCUUUGAAGUUUUGUUCAAAGGUCAGAAGCGAAGGAAGGUGGCCCACACAUGCUUGAAUGCUGAGUCCAGUAGAAGUCACAGCAUCUUCAACAUCCGGCUGGUUCAGGCUCCACUAGACCCCUCUGGUCAAGAAGUGAUUCAGGACAAUGAAAAGCUCUGUGUGAGCCAGUUGUCGCUGGUGGAUUUGGCUGGCAGUGAACGUACCAACCGCACCAAGAACCAGGGAGACAGGCUCAAGGAAGCCAGUAACAUCAAUCAAACCCUGAUGGCCUUACGCACGUGCCUGGAAACCCUCCGAGAGAACCAGAAGAAUCCAAAUGCCGUGAAACUGGUGCCAUACAGAGACUCAAAAUUAACGCACCUGUUCAAGAACUAUUUUGAUGGUGAUGGUCGCGUAAGGAUGGUGGUGUGCGUGAAUCCCAAGGCGGAAGAAUAUGACGAGACUGUGCAUGUGAUGAAGUUUGCUGAGAUGUCACAGGAGAUCAUGGUUCAGAGGUCACAGCAGGUCAAGUUUGACCUGGGACUGGCACCCGGUCGGAGGCGUCUUGGGGAGAGGUUGAUGGAGGAACGAAUACAAGAGGAGAGACUGAGAGAAGAGAAGAACAAGAUGGAAAUCGAGACACCAUCAGUGCCUGCUCCUGCUAUGAUAUACAACCUUGGACCAGAUUUCCCCAGUCUUCAGAUGAUAGACCACAACGAUGCUGACACUCUUAACACGCUGUUAGCAUUCCUUAUUGAACGGGACUCCAAGAGGCAAGCCCUGGCUUUAGACUUUGAAGCAAAGCAAGAUGCAUUCCGAGCCAGACUGGUAGACUUUGAGCAAGAACACGAGCGCUUGCUUGAUCGCAAUGACGAACUUGAAGAGCUUGUGGGCAAAACAGGUGGGGACGUGUCAAAACUGGAGGCCAAGUGCAGCAGUCUCGAGCGCAAGAUCUCAGCCCUACAGGCCCAGCUGGAGGACUCUGAAAGAAUGAGACGGGAGUGUGAGGCUAAGCUUAUGGAUAAGAACUACAAGUUAAAGCAAGAGAUGACUGAGAAAGAGCGACUUAGAGACAACUUCAAACAGAGGCUCGAGAUUAACAACAUUCAGUGGGAGGAAAACCUUGAGAAAGAACGGCAGAAGGUAGCAGAAGAGCUUGGGGCAGCUUUAGAAGAGAAGGAGAAGAAGUUCAACAUGAUGAAAGAAGUGUUGGACAGCGAGACACCAGUAGCAAAACCUCGCACCUUCAAAACACCCGGAACAGCCGUGAAGACUCGCACUUACACAACACCAGGCAUAAUUCGUAGUGCAACGUCCGAAUCGGACAUGUCAUCUAUUGGACUUCCUAACACAAGAGCGCGCACCAACACUGUCUCGUCUGCAGCCCGACCCUGGGGGUAUGGAGGUGGAGCCACCACCGUGAAGAAACCUAUACCACCGCCUAAGACCCCUGUCCCAUCUGCCACCCAACGCAGUGUUCCACAGCAUAACUUGAGACACAGACGGUCCAGGUCUAACAACGAGACCUGGUUGGACCACAAACCUCCAGGACAUCUAAACCUUGACACAGUUCUUCAGCCAACCUUGAAGAAGAAGAGAUCUGUGUCCAAGCUUGAACAGAAGGACACAAAGCUGGCCUCCAAGUACAUGCUUACACACCAAGACGUGGGAUCAGAUGGGGAAUUCCAGACCAAAUACUAUAAGGGGGACGUAAUCCCGACAGCGGGUGGUGGUGCCUCAGUGGUAUUCAAUGACGUGGAAGUCCACAAACAACGGGAGCCCGGCACCCGUAAACGUCGCAGUAGCUGCCCCCAGCCCUCGGAUUUCGACGGAGAAUGGACUGACCCCGAAGAACGCUGUGCCAUUGCUAUUGAGGGACAUAUGAGAAAGCGUAGCAAGCCAUCGCCUGAGAGGGUGACGCAUGUUUGAACGUGGCAGACAUACGCCAGAAUCAAAGGUAUAGAAGUUACGCAACAGCGCAAGAAAGGGUUUUCAACAGACUGCAGGGAUGAUGCUUGUGCAAUAGACUGAAGUUCAAUAAAUUUAAAGUGUACAUUUGAAUAUAUGAUUACCAAUUUUUCUUUAUGUUCGGUUUAAAUACAAUUUGUGUUUGUUUGUUGAGAAAUUAGCCCAGACAGCUCUUGACAUGUUGACAGUUUGGGCUUAUCUAUAGCCCUUGAAAUUGAAAUAGAAAGUCAAUGUGGUUCAUAGUCAUAUUUGUAAGGAGAAUUCAUAACAUUGUGUUUUGAAUUGGACUUAUUGAUUUCUUGACUUUUUUUAAGGAUAAUCUGGUAUCAAAAUUUAAUUUGUUUAAUUCUAAAGGCCACUUUACCCAAGGAAGUUUUUGUCUAAUUAUAAUUUACCGGUAAUCCAAAACCUUCAACUCUAGUAUUUGGUAUUGUUAAAGGGUUCAAUAUUUACAGGCUGAUAAGUGAAUAAAGUGUACAGUAUAACAACGUGAAUGUACUUUUAAAUGAUAUUUGCAAAAUGUUCAAGGGUAUUCACUCUUAUGCUCCACUUAUCUUGAGCUCUGACUAAAACGGACUAAGAACUUUAAAGAAAUAAGGGCUAGUUCUAUGGUAACAUAAUCAAUAUGAUAAAUCAUCUUCAGUUUAAUAAUGUCUUUCGGAGCUUAUAAGUGUAUAUAAACUGUAAAUAUGGCAUUGAUGAUAUUUGAUUAUUGUUGUCUUUCUGUAAAUAUCCUGUUUUUAUGCCCCCGUAUCGAAUGAUCGGGGGUAUAUUGUUUUUGGCCUGUCUGUCUGUCUGUCAGUCUGUGGAAAACUUUAACCUUGGUUAAAGUUUUGCAAUAUUGAAUAACUUUUGCAAUAUUGAAGAUAGCAACUUGAUAUUUGGCAUGCAUGUGUAUCUCAUGAAGUUGCACAUUUUGAGUGGUGAAAGGUCAAGGUCAUCCUUCAAGAUCAAAGGUCAAAUUUAUGGCUUCAAAGCAGCGCAAUAAGGGGCAUUGUGUUUCUGACAAACACAUCUCUUGUUUAAUGAAGAUCUGUCAAGACUGAUGUUUUCUUUGUAAAUAAUUCUAUUUUCUGUAUAAUUAUGCUGUAGUUGUGUACAUAAUAUGAUAAUUUAACAAGUAAACCAUCGUCAGGAACACAGUUGUCAGUGUGGUGUUUCAAACUGAAAUAGUCUAAUAAGACAUGUAAAACUUUUGUGUAUCUGUUUUUCUUAUUUAUUUGCUUGUAAUUCUUACGUGUUUUCCACCAGCAAAUGACUGUUAAUCAAUGAACUUUGUAGAUAAACCUGUUUCCUUUGUUCAUAAACAACUUAUUGAACCAAUUAUGUGCAAUUAACUGUGAUUUUUCCUGAACUUUAAAAUGUUUUUAUUUUUAUCCUUUUUGUUUGUACAGUACUUCAGUGUAAAAUAAAUGUUUGUCGAGCGUUCUCAAAAUGUGUGUUUCUCCAUAGUUUUGCAAUAUUUGAAAUUGCAUCCAUCAACUGAGUAAUAAAAAGCCAAUUAUCAUACAUGUUAAAGCCAUCAUUUCCAUAUGGUUUUCUUCUAUUGUUAAGACAUGGUAUAUAAAUUACUUGUCGAAUUGUAUAGACUGCAUGUGAGUUUGUCAUCUUGCAUUUCUAUCAAAUAUUUUUUUAUGCCUCGAUAUACAUAACAUAUAGUGUCAGCAUAUUCAUAAAUGAUGUCUUAAAUGUAUUUAUUUACCACAGUUAUAUAAAUAUGCAAAACUUGUACAUGUAUAAGCUUUUUGUUAACAAUUCUUCUUUUGAUAAGUCAUUCAUUAUUAUUUUCUUGUUUAUCAGAAAAAAUAUAUAAAGGCAUUCCAUUCCUUAAUUGUAUGAUUGUACCAAACACAUUUAACUUGAUAUUUCGUUACAAGGGUAUUAGUCCAUGCUGAUAAUGUAGUUUGUAUGUUCAUUUUCUUAUUCCUGCUUUAAUUUGUUCACUUUCUAUCUGCAGAUAUCUAUUUCUGCUGCUUAAAUUUAUCUAAUUUCCUUUUGGCGUAAGCUUUUAUUUUGUUACUCUUUUCUGCUUGAUACAUAACACGAUAAUAUUGCAAAUUACAGAUACUUUGUCAGAUGUUUUAAUUUAAUAACAAUUACCUCAGGCCAUUUAAAGAAAAUUAUUUAGAAUGACCAGACCAAACCAACCAAAUUAACCCUACCCAGAGUUUUUCUUUAAGUCUGGAUGUUUUCUUUUGUGUGUUUGUUUCCUUCACAAGAAAGACAUUCUCAAGUUCAAACUCAGUCAGUAAAGGACUUCACUGCAAAUUACAAUUAUUGUCACAGCAUUUUUCAAGUUGUUGUGUACAAUUAGAAACUAGUGACCUAUGUUUGUACUUCUUCGAUGCUUGUGUGCACAUUGUAUUUUCUGUAUUGUUUUUGCCAGAUAAACAUUCUCUAUUCUCUUUAAGCCAGAUAUUAAAACAGUAAUAAACAUUUUAGAUUUUAA
Molecule: messenger RNA, 5363 nt
Organism: Dreissena polymorpha
Lineage: Eukaryota; Metazoa; Mollusca; Bivalvia; Myida; Dreissenidae
Product: kinesin-like protein KIF23
Exons: 23
Coding region: 119-2875 (918 amino acids)
Biological process (GO): microtubule-based movement
Cellular component (GO): microtubule; nucleus; kinesin complex
Molecular function (GO): microtubule motor activity; ATP binding; ATP hydrolysis activity
Source: RefSeq, a predicted model, not a curated record